Molecule: messenger RNA, 342 nt
Organism: Solanum stenotomum
Lineage: Eukaryota; Viridiplantae; Streptophyta; Magnoliopsida; Solanales; Solanaceae
Exons: 6
Coding region: 1-342 (113 amino acids)
Source: RefSeq, a predicted model, not a curated record
AUGGCGUUUGAUAGCAAUCAAAUUAGCUAUUGUGGAGUUCGGUUUUUGAUUUCCUAUUUGAAGGAUUAUAUCUUCAUGCUGCCACCGAGACAAAGCUUGUUGUGGACACUUCAAGAGGAGAAACAUUGCGCAUCAAUUUUGAUAUCACCUUUCCAGCAAUUCCAUGUUCAAUUCUCAGUGUUGAUGCCAUGGAUAUCAGUGGAGAGCAACAUCUUGACAUUGUAUAUGGCCUAUAUUAUGGAUACAAAUGAAGAAGAGAGGGUGAAGGGAAUAACAGUUGAAGUAGGAAGAGCACCUUUUGGAAUAGAGACGACGAGAUUACAAUUCUUGAUGCCUUGGUAA